Galendromus occidentalis (western predatory mite) is the source of this 1116-nucleotide messenger RNA. It is a transcript of the gene Icmt, whose product is annotated as isoprenylcysteine carboxylmethyltransferase ste14. Gene Ontology annotation, biological process: C-terminal protein methylation. The transcript has 5 exons. Bases 1 to 927 code for a protein of 308 amino acids. Gene Ontology annotation, molecular function: protein C-terminal S-isoprenylcysteine carboxyl O-methyltransferase activity. The record is from RefSeq and is a predicted model, not a curated record. NCBI's taxonomy places the organism in Eukaryota, Metazoa, Arthropoda, Arachnida, Mesostigmata, Phytoseiidae. Gene Ontology annotation, cellular component: membrane; endoplasmic reticulum.
AUGUCGUCACAACGUGCAAAUCUUGCCGGUGGUGGAGAGACAAUGCAGCUGUGUGACGCUGGGAGAAUCGCCCUCAAGAGCUUCGCGUACGGAUGUUCGGUCGUCUUGUUUGUGCCGGUGUACUUUUUCGGCGAGACUUUCUCAUCGUUCAUAACAGAAUGGUGGUUUACGCUCGGUUUACUGUUCGUGGCUUUUGUGCAGUGCUCGCUGUUCCUCAAGUUCUGUCUCCUGUCAAAGCGCCGCGCUGGAUUCAGCGACUAUCCGAUUAUCUGGCGAGCAUCCUUCCUCGGGUCCCUGUUCGGGAUGGCGCUCCUGACAGUUUGCUUCGGACCAAAGUUUCUGACGGGAAUCGGACUCUACGGGAUGAUUCUCUCGUUUUUCCACUUUUCCGAGUACAUUGUCACUGCCUACAUAAAUCCAAGAUUUUUGAAUCUGGAUUCCUUCUUGCUGAAUCACUCGAAAGAGUACCACAUUGCCAUGCUGGCGAGUUGGCUUGAGUUCGCAGUCGAAUGUUAUUUCUAUCCAGAUAUGAAACAGCCAGGCCUCAUCGCCUACACCGGCUUGGGUUUGUGCUGCUCCGGCGAAUUGCUUCGCAAAUGCGCCAUGCUAACCGCCGGCUCGAAUUUCCAUCAUUUGGUGCGAGUGAAGCGCGAGGAAGAUCACAAACUCGUUACCACCGGCGUCUACUCGGUGUGUCGCCAUCCGAGCUAUGCUGGUUGGUUCCUGUGGAGCGUCGGCACUCAGUUGCUCCUGAACAAUCUUUUUUGCACCGUAGCGUACACCAUGGUGACGUGGGUGUUUUUCCGCGAGCGAGUGGAGGACGAGGAGAUAACGCUCCUAGAAUUUUUCGGGAGUGAAUACGCCGAUUAUCAGAAACGCGUCGUUACGGGACUGCCUUUCAUUCGAGGAUUCAAAGCGGACUUAUGAUUGAAGGACGAGGAGGAUUCGCUACGGUAAGAGCUGCACGCGGCAAGCAAUCCCCUCCGGAGCUGAUUGCGCGGAGUCCAUCCCGGGUCCACGAGGACACCGAGGGCGGGAGUGUUAUUCAAGCGAAUUGAUUCUCUCUUCGUUCGAAAAUCAACCGUCUGGAAUAUCGAAUGUUCUUCGAGUUCUCGC